Molecule: messenger RNA, 5295 nt
Organism: Ilyonectria robusta
Lineage: Eukaryota; Fungi; Ascomycota; Sordariomycetes; Hypocreales; Nectriaceae
Exons: 3
Coding region: 1-5295 (1764 amino acids)
Source: RefSeq, a predicted model, not a curated record
AUGGACUAUUCGAGGCUACGAGCCGCCGCUAUGCGGGACGGCGAGGAUGAAGAGGCCGUCACCGUCGACACCCGAGCCCUGAUCGACAAGGUCCUCGCCAGAUACUCCGGAGAGUGGACGACGUUGCGAGAGCUCAUUCAGAAUGCCGCCGACGCCCAGGCUACGACCGUCAGCGUCAAGUGGGAGACGCUCCCCUCGACCCAAGUCCCCCUACCCGCGAAUCCGAACCGCUCCGACAUCCUGAAGCACGUUCUAUCCAAUCACACCCUGCGCCGGCUCGUCGUCCAAAACGAUGGCCAGCCUUUCACAAAGACGGACUGGGGCAGGCUAAAGCGCAUCGCCGAGGGCAACCCUGACGAGACCAAGAUUGGUGCUUUCGGUGUCGGCUUCUACAGUGUCUUUGCGGAUUGCGAGGAGCCGUUUGUCAGCUCUGGGAACGAGGCCAUGGCGUUUUACUGGAAGGGGAAUGCUCUGUUUACCAAGAAGUCUCACAUUCCAGCAGACCAGGCUACUCCCCAUACCACCUUUGUCCUCGAUUACCGAAACACGACGACCCCUUUGCCGAAUCUCCUAUCCGUCAGUCAGUUCCUGGCAACGAGUCUGACUUUCGUAGCACUCGAGAAGAUCGAGUUCUGGAUCGAUGACUAUGAGAUCCUAUCACUCAGAAAGAAGUCCUCCCCCAGCGUGGAUAUGCCCUUGCCCCGUGACCUAGAGGCAAGGACCAAGGAAGGCCUCAUGAAGGUGACGAGCGUCGACCGCACCAGCACCCAGAUUGAUGCGUCGUACAUGGCUGCCAUUGGCUGGAAGCCUCAAGCCUCGUCUUCAGUCACAAAAUCUGCUGAAGCCUACGGUGCCCCUGAAGCACCUUCAUUACGGUCCUUCUUUGCUCGCUUAACCUCAACUGCCUCACAAGCUACCCUCAAGUCAAAAACACAAAACGAGGAGAAUGCGGCGCAAGUGACCAUCUCGGAGGAUGUAACUAAGCUUUCAUCCUCAACCAUCUUCCUUCGGUCAACUUCUGCAUGCAUCAAGACCAAUGUCACAGCCUCAUUUGCAUCAGAACUCGAGCGUGCCACCAAGAAGCCUCCACCCAGAACUACGAAGCUUGCCAUCUUGACUUCAUCAUACGACGAGUCUCAGGCUUCACAAGACGCUGCAGCUUCUGGCGCCGUCGGCAAGGCCACAGAUGUGUUUGCUUCUGUCCUUCCAAGCAAGAAGCCUGGUGGACGCAUCUUCAUUGGUUUCCCAACCAUGCAGACCACUGGAGCUGGGAUGCACAUUUCAGCCCCUUCGGUAAUCCCGACCGUUGAAAGAGAAGCCAUUGACUUGAAUGCGCGAUGGGUCAGAACAUGGAACGUCGAGAUUCUGCGUGCUGCGGGCAUCAUCACCCGCCUUGCGUUCUCGAACGAAAUGAGCGACCUCAGCAGCCGAGUGAAACAAGCCACCGACAAGAAUGGCCGUAUCACACCGGCCGUCAUCAACAAGUUUAUGCCAGAGGCUCUUCAUAUUCUCAAGACGUUCACAUUUGGUGACUCAACGCCCAGCGGACAGGUUGGACAGAUCAUCGAGGAAGCUUUCUGGAUUUGUUUCAAGAAAGCCACCAUCGAAAUGUACUCAAGUGGAGGAGUCCUACAAACAUCCCAAGUUCGCAUCGCCUCAGACGAGAUGAGCAAGUUUGUGGAUAGCAUCCCAGUCAUUCCCAAGGAGUUGAAAGACAUUCCCUUCGUGAGGAAAAUUAUAGACUAUGGUCUGGUGACUCAUAUCACGGUCACGGACGUGAAGCAAGAACUGGAGGCCAAGGCCAUGAACAGGGUCCAGUUAAUGAACUUCAUUAGUUGGGCUGGGAAGAAGAGUUUGAGUGGUGAACUUGACCCCCCUAGUCGAUCAGCUUUGCUCGAAGUCGCCGUUGGCACGAUGAGCGAUGACGGAGAACAAGGCGAAAUCAUUGCCCUUGGCAGCAUCCAAUACCAUCUGAGCAUGAACAAGAUCCCUGCACACAUGCCCAUCCCGCCGACGACCAUUCCUCAGGCUUUAACAGCCAACUCCAAUGUUCCAGAGUUGCAGGCUUUGGGCUGGGAGCCGCUCGAAGUUUUGCCUUGGCUGAGGUUUCUCCUUGAGACGAGCAAUUCUCGAUCAGAGGAAACAAGUCUCACAAGAUCCCCUACUUUUGCUGCCCAGGUAUUGCUGGUGCUCUCCAAGAACUGGGAUAACAUCGGCAACAUUCCCAGGGCGAGCGUGGUAUCCCUCCUCCGAGCCAACACGGUGAUGCCAACAAAACUCGGCAUGAAGAAGCCAGAAGAUUCAUUCUUCCCCUCUGUCAAGCUCUUUGAUGAUCUGCCCGUUAUCCAAGGCUGCGACAAACUGAAGGAGAAGUUGCUGGUAGCCAUUGGAGUUCGGAAGACCGUCGAUCUUGAGACAAUCUUCACGAGACUGCUCAAUGCUUCGAGCGAUUCGGGGCAGAAGAAGUGGAGCCAUGUUGAGCUCGUCAAGUACCUUGCCUCAGUUCGCGAGGAUAUUCCUACUGCUGAUUUGCUCAAAUUGAAGCAGACACGCUUUUGCCCGGCCGAAGCGGGCCCGAAAGGCAUGGAGCCUACCAAGGGAACGGAUACGCUAUACAAGGUAUCCGAGCUCUUCGAGCCCAAGGAUUCACUUCGAGCUCUCCAGUUGACAAUUUUACAAUGGCCCGGUCCUCCUGGCAGCUACCGACCGAGCAGUGUGGAGGCCCGGUUCUUAUCGAAUCUAGGCCUCCGACCUCACCCUGCUGUCCCGGAGCUAGUCGACAUGAUGUCAAGCAAGGAUGAGGCCCUCAGAGUCUCAGCCAUGACAUACUUUGUCGCUAAUCACCACACAAACCGGUAUGCGUCGUUCAACCUCGGCGACAGCCGCAAGGCUUUCAUGCCGCUAGAGGGAAGUUCCCAGCUCGUCGCGCCGUCGCAAUGUUUCUGGAAUCCUCGAGCAUCUGUCCUUGGGUUCCAUGUCCUGCGAAAGGAUCUCCAUGAUCACGCUAACAAAUUCGGCGUUGCAAGAGAUCCGCCCAUGGUCGAUUGUGUCAACCGCCUCUUGUCCAAUGUGCCCAAGGACCAACACAAUGCCACCAUUUUGUUCAGUUACUUUGCCUCUCGUAUCACUGAGCUGGGCGAAAACGGCAAGGCCAAGCUGAGAAACGCCCUGAUUGUCCCCAUUACUCGAACCACUAAAUCUCGAACGUCUGAGAAGUCGACUUCCACUGUGUCUUACAUUACCCCAUCCAGCGCGUACCUGGGCAAAUCCACAACAUAUGGCGAUAUUUUCGACUUUGUCGACUUUGGGCCUGAUGCCAAUACCUUCUUAUUCCAAUGCGGAGCCAAGAGCGAGCCAACCAAGCUCGAGGUUGCACAUAUGGCAUGCAGCGAACCAGCACGGCUUCUCAGCGUGUUGCAGAGCCCUGAAAAGUACCUCGACUUGCUCAAGUCUCUUGCAGAGGCAUCUUCAACCCUUCACCGGGAUAAAGAUCUUUGGCGAAAGAUGCGAGCAGCGUCCUUCCUCCUCGCGUACAAGGAACUGGCAACUCCCAAGGGAAAGCUAGACGAUGAGGACGAAGACGAGGCUCCCAUCAGGCAGUACCAGCUGGCCUCUGCCAGUCAAAUUGUGGUGCAAGACGACAUCAUCAGCUAUCGUCUCUUCAAGGAUCGCCUCAUCUGCGCUCCUGAGGAAGAUGCUCUUGAGGACUUUUACAUGGCUCUGGGAGCCCAGAAGCUAAGCAGCAUCGUCCAAGAGGACAUCCGAAUCGGACCACACAGUGACAGGCAAAAGGCGUCUCAAGCGCUCCGGAAACACGUCAUUGAGAGAUCCAAAAUCUUUCUCUACGAGUACGCAAGCUACCGGCGUGACACUAUCAAACACGAUGCGAAAUGGCUUGACAAGAAUCUUACUGUCGAGGUUGUCCGUUCAGUGGCUCUACGACGCAGUCUAAAGAGCCAAAGUCAGUCUCAUACGGAGAAGCGGUCCGCUGCGAGCGCCAAGGGUGCCGGCAGUUGGGUUCUUUAUGUCACUGAUGAGGGGAAGCCUGAUAUGUACCAAAUUGGACAGGCCAUCUGCCAAAUGCUUCUAAGCCGCCCGAAUCAGCAAGCGUAUCUGUUCUUCGAGCCAUUUCUCACCCUGGAUUUGUAUGGGUUGAGGGCUCGUGGAUACAACGUGGAUCGAAUUCUCCGCGCCAAGGCCGCUGAGGCAAGGAUUGCUGAGGAGGAACGACGCAAGGCACUGGAAGAUGAGCAGCGCAGAAUCCAGGAGACGGAGCAAACAUGGUCGACUCAGAAUCACGCAAUUACUGAAGCGAAGGCUGCCGAAGCGGCACGCGAAGUCGCAAGAACGCCAGAGCACCCAAGCACCAUGAUGCCUGGUUCUUGGGAUUCCCCUGAGGACAACAAGCCUGCGCAGAAUCAGCAGUCAAGGAAACCUAGGGGUCUGUUCUCUAACUUGACUCGUCGGCUUGGCUUCGAUCCUCAGGAUGAGGACGAAUCCCAUCAGCAAGUGGAGAAGUUCCUGGACAAACCCAACCAAGCCGGCCCAUCCUCUGGUGGCAGCUCAUCGAACACUGGCAGCACCCCGCAACGACCUCAGAAGGACGAUGGAAAUGUCACCAACCCAGCCUUGGUUCAGCAGAACCUUUUGAAUGCCGUCAACUCAACCCGAGCAUACGGAUCUAGCAGCGUCUUCUCUGAGCCCCAGGUCAACGAAGUCAAGGAACAAGCUACAUACUGUGACAGCAAACCCGCCCACAACAUCGCAUUUGUUGCAGAGGCCUCGAAUGGCAUGAAAGUCUUUGUUUCGAAGACCUUGUCGACGGAUCCAACCCAGUUUUUGUCAUCGAAUAUUGCGGCUAUCAACUCCUUUGCCAGCCUACUAGUCGAUAUCGGUAACAUCUACUCGCUGUCGCCUAAGGUGCUUCACAUCUUCUACGAUGAAGCCGGUGGCACGAUUGCAUUCAACACAGGAGGCAGUAUCUUCUGCAACUUCAGGUUCUUCUUACAACUUCAUGCAAGGCAAAUAGAGGGACCUCGGCCGGGCGAAGCGAAGGCUGAGGCGGCAACUUGGUGGUGGGUUGUGUUGGCUCACGAGCUAGCACACAACCUUGUCUCGCCUCACAACUCUGAUCACAGUUACUAUACCGAGUCGUUUAUCCAGCAGUACUUUGCCAAGAUGGUUGCCAAGACGAUGCAGUGGAUGGCAGAGAGCCCUACACCGCCAUCCCGAGCCCCAUCACAAUCCCAGGCACCGCCUCCGUAUUCGAGGGCACCUAGAAGCCUGCUAGACUAG